GACCAAUAGGCGCGCUCCGUAGCGUUGGUGUGCUCGUGUAGCGGGUGUAGCGUGACAUUGCGGAGCUUCGUGAAAUAAAUACCGUGUGUGUUUGUGUGUGUGUUCGUAUGUAUGUAUCAUGAAUUUAUUUUUAAGACCAGCGCAGUUAUUGCUGAGCGCAGUUAGGAGUAACCCGGGCAGGGUUCUCCUGCAGCAGCAUUUUGCACCCGGUCCCUGCCUGCCCAGACCAGCUUGCAGCUGGAUCCUCUCUCGGGAAGCAGCUGAGCGCCCGGCUGUGCCGUGCGGAGGGCUUGUGGGGCACUGCGAGGGGGGCGGGGUGCUGCAGCGGCUGGGCGGGGUAGCGCUGCCCUGGAGCCAUCAGCAGGUCCGCACCCGCAAGAGGGGCACCGAGUACCAGCCGAGCAACAUUAAACGCAAGCGCACCCACGGCUGGGUGAAGAGGAUCAGCACGCAGGGGGGCAUCGAGGUGAUUCUGCGCAGGAUGCUCAAGGGAAGGAAGUCGCUCACACACUGAGCUCUGCAGUGCUGCGAGGUUCAGAGCCCGCUGCUCUGGAUCGGCCCGCUGUUCUGGAUCAGCCCGCUGCUCUGGAUCGGCCCCCCCAUUCGAAUUCCUGCCGUUACACCAUGUACUGUAAAGAAUAAUAAACCAAUGUACAUUUCUUU
Acipenser ruthenus (sterlet) is the source of this 663-nucleotide messenger RNA. RefSeq names its product large ribosomal subunit protein bL34m-like. The record is from RefSeq and is a predicted model, not a curated record. The transcript has 2 exons. Gene Ontology annotation, molecular function: structural constituent of ribosome. Bases 119 to 514 code for a protein of 131 amino acids. Gene Ontology annotation, biological process: translation. Gene Ontology annotation, cellular component: ribosome; mitochondrial large ribosomal subunit. NCBI's taxonomy places the organism in Eukaryota, Metazoa, Chordata, Actinopteri, Acipenseriformes, Acipenseridae.